Molecule: messenger RNA, 1326 nt
Organism: Haliotis rufescens (red abalone)
Lineage: Eukaryota; Metazoa; Mollusca; Gastropoda; Lepetellida; Haliotidae
Exons: 2
Coding region: 1-1326 (441 amino acids)
Source: RefSeq, a predicted model, not a curated record
AUGAGCUUAAAGGGCACCUGUUCUCACAGUAUGGAGAUGAUGUCGGCUUACAGGAACGUGCUGCUUACCCAGACUCAUACAAAGGGUGCUGGGGUCUGCGGUGUGGGACGCCUCAAGGGCUACUACCGUCCUGUUGUGAAGGGCUACGACCGUCAUGUUGUGAAUGGCUACUACCGUCCUGUUGUGAAGGGCUGCUACCGUCCUGUUGUGAAGGGCUACUACCGUCCUGUUGUGAAGGGCUACUACCGUCCUGUUGUGAAGGGCUACUACCGUCCUGUUGUGAAGGGCUGCUACCGUCCUGUUGUGAAGGCCUACUACCGUCCUGUUGUGAAGGGCUACUACCGUCCUGUUGUGAAGGGCUACUACCGUCCUGUUGUGAAGGGCUGCUACCGUCCUGUUGUGAAGGCCUACUACCGUCCUGUUGUGAAGGGCUACUACCGUCCCGUUGUGAAUGGCUACGGCCGCCAUGUUGUGAGGGCCUACUACCGUCCUGUUGUGAAGGGCUACUACCGUCCUGUUGUGAAGGGCUUCUACCGUCCUGUUGUGAAGGGCUACUACCGUCCUGUUGUGGAGGCCUACUACCGUCCUGUUGUGGAGGCCUACUACCGUCCUGUUGUGAAGGGCUACUACCGUCCUGUUGUGAAGGGCUACUACCGUCCUGUUGUGAAGGGCUUCUACCGUCCUGUUGUGAAGGGCUACUACCGUCCUGUUGUGAAGGGCUUCUACCGUCCUGUUGUGAAGGGCUUCUACCGUCCUGUUGUGAAGGGCUUCUACCGUCCUGUUGUGAAGGGCUACUACCGUCCUGUUGUGAAGGGCUACUACCGUCCUGUUGUGAAGGGCUACUACCGUCCUGUUGUGAAGGGCUACUACCGUCCUGUUGUGAAGGGCUACUACCGUCCUGUUGUGAAGGGCUUCUACCGUCCUGUUGUGAAGGGCUACUACCGUCUUGUUGUGAAGGGCUACUACCGUCCUGUUGUGAAGGGCUACUACCGUCCUGUUGUGGAGGCCUACUACCGUCCUGUUGUGAAGGGCUACUACCGUCCUGUUGUGAAGGGCUACUACCGUCCUGUUGUGAAGAGCUACUACCGUCCUGUUGUGAAGGGCUACUACCGUCCUGUUGUGAAGGGCUACUACCGUCCUGUUGUGAGGGCCUACUACCGUCCUGUUGUGAAGGGCUACUACCGUCCUGUUGUGAAGGGCUACUACCGUCCUGUUGUGAAGGGCUACUACCGUCCUGUUGUGAAGGGCUACUACCGUGAUGCUGUGAAGGGCUACUACCGCCCUGUUGUGAAGGGCUUCUACCGGCUUGUAAAAGACUACCACUGA